Messenger RNA from Aphanomyces astaci, 2071 nucleotides. Its product is annotated as serine/threonine protein kinase. The record is from RefSeq and is a predicted model, not a curated record. Lineage: Eukaryota; Oomycota; Saprolegniomycetes; Saprolegniales; Verrucalvaceae. Gene Ontology annotation, biological process: protein phosphorylation. Gene Ontology annotation, molecular function: protein kinase activity; ATP binding. The coding region runs from base 52 to 2007 and encodes 651 amino acids. The transcript is spliced from 5 exons.
GGCGUCUGCCGUCGUCGUAAUCGAGCGAUUGUCGAACGAGGCACGAGGCGCAUGGCCGAUCUGACCUGCAUCGAUCACGGGUGGCACGGCAUUGGAGCCUUCUUCGUGGAUGGGUCGGGCAAGAUGGGCUGCCGCCUCGGCUCACGGAAACAGCCUUGGUACUGGGAGGACUACUGCGAAUGGGGUUUCGACGACAUGGAGGAGUGCGAAGACGACAAGGCUGACGGGAACGUGCGCCGUGGCGUGUUUAACCCGCCGUAUGAUGCGUUUCAACAGAGCGUGCUGAACCGGCUCAAACGACCGCCGGCUCCCACAGCUCCAUCUUCGACCCCACCACCGCCGUCCACGCCGACGACGACGUCGCCACCUCCAACAUUACCGCCUCAAACACUUCCGCCAUCGGAUAAUCCAUCCAACAGCCCCCUGACAACAACGCCUUCUUCACCAGUAACGUCUCCUCCCACGACCACCUCCCCGCCGACAUAUUCGACAUCAUCUCCGCCGCCGCCGCCACCUACUGGCGACAUCAUCCCUACCACCACGAGUCCAUCAUCCCCCCAUCCAGCGUCGUCCACUCCAUCUCCCACCGUGCAAUUCGCGACCGUUCUCGACGUCCCUAGCGCCAAAGCUUCCUCGGGCUGGUCUUGCGUGAACCAGUCAUCUUCGUUUGUUCCUGUUCGAUUGGAUUCGAUUUCGGGCAAAAUCGAGUGCUUGACAUACAUUUCCACCGAAUGUCAUUCCCUUGCCACAGCUGAUGCGUGCCAGAACUGGAUGCUGCCGUAUCUUGCUUGUGUCUCCACAUUAACAGGAUGUGUUAAUGUGCACAUCAAGUCGUUCACUCGACAAGGCCCGUCCUCCCCUGAUCCAACGUCAAGCCCAUUCAACUCGACUUCGAUCUACCCCGACGGCUCCCAUAUAUCGUCAACUCCGUUAAAGUCGAUACUCGUGGGCUUAUUAUGUGCAUCUGUGGUUGUGGCCAGUGUCGUGGGGUAUAUUUUAUGGCAGCGACAGCAACAACAGCGGGACUCGAAUGAUUCUGUCAUGAUGCUCUCAGACAUCAUGUAUGUCACCGAGAAGGGCCGCAUUCCCGUGCUUGGCACUCACAAAAGCCAUGACAUGGCCUCAUCCCCAGCGCACACCCCCCUUAGCUCCAUGAUAAGCAGCCAAAGUAUCACAGACUCAACUCAACUCAAUUUGGGCGAUUUGAGUCUAUGGCGCCUCGAUCUGGACAAACUGACUGCCGGCAGAGUCCUCUCUGUGGGUAUAACUGGCGUUGUGACCAUGGGAAUGUACAGCAGCACCCCCGUGGCUAUUAAAAAGCUCAACAAGUCUGCUGCACACCUCGCGCAAUCGUUUAUCGAUGAAAUUCAACUCAUGACCAAACUGGACAGUCCAUACAUUUUGUCGAUUGUCGGGUGCUGCUGGGUUCGUCCCCAUGAGAUUGAGCUCGUAACCGAGUACAUGGAGCACGGGGACCUGCGCAACUUCCUCAAGUCGACGCCCCCCACAGUAUUUACAUGGGACCUCAAGCGCAGUUGCCUGUAUAACAUGGCCCACGGACUGCUGUAUUUGCACUCGAUGGAGAUCAUCCAUAGAGAUUUCAAGUCAAGAAAUGUUCUGCUCGGUCAAAACCUGGUGGCCAAGUUGACUGAUUUUGGUGUCAGUCACCAAAUCACGUUGGACGAUACUAUCACACAGGGCGUGGGCAGCUUUCGAUGGACUGCGCCAGAGAUUUUACAAGGUAAACGAUACACCGAGGCCGCCGACAUUUAUGCGCUGGGGAUGGUCCUAUGGGAGCUCGACACCCACGAAGCCCCUUAUAGUCGGCAGCAGACGCAGCUGCAACUGACUGACUGCGUACUUAUGACCCAUAUUCGAACGCAGUUAAUUUGGCCAGAGUUUACCAAUCAGUGCCCGCAGGACAUCCAACAGCUAGUGCUUCAGUGCAUUCAAGCUGACCCGACCAACCGACCCACAGCCCUCGCCCUCGCGUCCUCUCUAAUAUAACUACUGCGAUAUCGUGCUAGUACUACUAGAUUGAUGACUAUUAUAUACACUAGUUUUUGGGGGC